AUGUCAAGAUAUCUUAAUGACUCCUUUAUGGGUCGUAUAAUUUAUAGAUUAUCAGGUAGAAAAUAUUUUUUACAUAAUGAAGAAAAACCUGAUUACGUAAUUCCUGAAAAAUAUUUAAUUUCUGCAAAUAAUUCCAAAGAUAUAAAUGAAAAAACUAUUGAAGAAAAUGAACCAAUAACAACAACAAAUAAUAACAAUGGUUCAGAUACAAGUGAAAAUUUAGAAAAUAUAAAAAAUAAUAAUUCAUCAGAUUCAACUAUUGGUAGAAAUGAUAUACAAGAAGAUAAAGAAUUGGAAGAAGCUAAAAUUGAAAAAGAAGAUGAAAAAGCAAGAGAAGAUGGAUAUAUAAUAGUAAAAUGGGAUGAAAAUGAUCCUGAAAAUCCAUAUAAUUGGGAAUUUUGGUGGAAAGCUAUAAUGGCAUUGCAAAUUGCAUUUAUGACUACUUCUGUUUAUAUGGGUUCAGCAAUAUAUACUCCUGGUAUUUUAGAUAUAAUGGAAAAAUUUAAUAUAGGACAAGUCGUUGCUACAUUACCAUUAACAUUAUUUGUUGUUGGUUAUGGUAUUGGUCCAAUUAUUUUUAGUCCAUUAUCCGAGGAUUUUAGGAUUGGUAGAACUCCAUUAUAUAUUAUUACAAUUUUCAUUUUUUGUAUGAUGCAAAUUCCAACAGCCUUGUCACAAAAUAUUGCAGGAUUAUGUAUAUUGAGAUUCAUUGCUGGGUUCUUUGCUUCUCCAUGUUUGAGUACGGGCGGUGCUUCUGUGUCUGAUUUCAUAACGAUGCCGUACGUAGUCGUUGGUUUAGCUACUUGGUCAUUAGGUGCAGUAUGUGGUCCUUCUUUAGGUCCUUUAAUUGGUGCUGUUUUAGUCGUUAGAGGUGGUCACAAUGGUUAUGAAAGUUGGAGAUGGACAUUCUGGUUUAUGGCAUUACUUUCUUCAUCUUUUAUUUUCCUUGCUUUCACUUUACCAGAAACUUAUGCUCCUAAAUUAUUAACAAAUAGAGCUAAAAGAUUAAGAAGAUUAACUGGUAACGACAAGAUUAUUUCAGAAUCUGAAUUACAACAUAUGACUAAUAAACAAACUACUAGUCAAAUAUUAAGUAAAUUAUUAUGGAGACCUUUUGAAAUUACUAUAAAAGAACCAGUUGUUUUAUUAAUUGAUAUUUAUAUUGCUUUAGUUUACAGUAUCAUGUAUUUAUUUUUUGAAGCUGUUCCAAUUGUUUUUCAAGAAACUAAACAUUUUGCAUUAAUUCCAAUGGGUACUACUUAUUUAAGUAUUGUUAUUGGUAUAAUCAUUGGUGCUGCACUUUAUAUUCCUGUUAUCUACAAAACUUUUACCGUGAAAUUAUUAGCUGGUCAAAUGGUUUACCCAGAAGUCUUUUUACCUCCAGCUAUAUUUGGUUCAAUAUUAAUGCCUGUUGGUCUAUUCAUCUUUGCUUGGACCUCAUCACCAAACAUUCAUUGGUUCCCUCCAUUACUUGGAAUGGCAUUUUUUGCAUGUGGAGCAUUUUUAAUAUUUCAAACUUUAUUCAAUUAUAUGGCUGCAAGUUUCAAAGUUGAAUUUCUAGCAUCGGUAUUCUCAUCCAAUGCUCUAUUCAGAAGUAUUAUUGCUAGUGUAUUUCCUUUAUUCUCCUACUAUUUAUAUAACAACCUAGCCAUCCAUAACUACCCUGUGGGAUGGGGUACAACGUUGUUGGCUUUCUUGUGUAUGAUUAUGAUAGCUAUUCCAGUAUUUUUUUACUUAAAUGGUCCUAAAUUGAGAGCUAGAUCCAAAUAUGCUUACUAG
Molecule: messenger RNA, 1779 nt
Organism: Lodderomyces jiufengensis
Lineage: Eukaryota; Fungi; Ascomycota; Pichiomycetes; Serinales; Debaryomycetaceae
Product: MFS transporter
Exons: 1
Coding region: 1-1779 (592 amino acids)
Biological process (GO): xenobiotic detoxification by transmembrane export across the plasma membrane
Molecular function (GO): fluconazole transmembrane transporter activity
Source: RefSeq, a predicted model, not a curated record